AUGGAACCAGACCUGGACGCGCUAUUAACUACGCCUAGCAACGACGCCGAAUUCGAGGUGCUGUGGACCCGGGUCAUGAGGACCGCACCAAGUCGACCGGAACUGUUCCCAGCACCACCGCAGCGACGGAUAAACCCGGCCGAGAUCACCACCGCCGAGAGCGCGAUAGGAGAGCAGCUCUCGACGACGCAGGAACCUCCGCCUGCCAGCUCGACCAGACCGUCCGCACCGGUAUGGGCCAGACGCACCAAGCCCGUCACUGUCGUGCGCGCACCACCAGCCGGCCUAAUCCAAGGAGCCCGACCCGCCAGACGAUUCGCCGCAGUCCCACCGGCUAAAAGAAACGAAACCCCAAUCAUCGGGGUACGCGUACAGCGAUCCUCUUCAAUGAAUGCGAGGAAGCUGGCCGCACUGAUCGCCGAACCCCCGUCGCUACCAGGGCGAGGCAAAAAGCAGGCCGUACCAAAAGCGCAGCAAGAUCCGAAGAGGGAUCAACUGACGGCGCUAUUCGGAGACGCACUGUCCGAUCUGGAGGACGACAGACCCCCAGUCUCAAUUCCGCCACCGCGCGACAACACCACCGCCACGACCCCGAGGAGGGCCGCCGCAAUUUCUCCGAGCGUCGCAGAGCCAGGUAACCAAGACGCAGACGAAACCAGGCCGAUCUCAAUCAGCAGCGAGAGCACCACGCAGCAGAGGGAGCGGCACGUCAAAGUCACCAGCAGUAGUCAACCAGCCACCGCUACCCCAGCCGCGGCACCAAUCACUGCAACUACAGACGGCAUUGCCACUCCAGCGCAAGGAGGGACCACCACCGCGAACAGAGCCGCCCUUCGCCCGGAUCGACCACCCAUACCCAUCCGAGUGCGCGAUGACCUAACCGUGUACGUCCCGUACUACGCGGCCACAGUUUCGCGAGUGUAUAAGGUCCGUCUCGCCAACCGUCGCUUCACGCUCCGUUUCAGUCGGAAUGGCCAGUACCACUACGUGCGGAAAUUCCCGGCGUAG
Messenger RNA from Solenopsis invicta (red fire ant), 1008 nucleotides. RefSeq lists its product as uncharacterized. Lineage: Eukaryota; Metazoa; Arthropoda; Insecta; Hymenoptera; Formicidae. The transcript has a single exon. The record is from RefSeq and is a predicted model, not a curated record. Bases 1 to 1008 code for a protein of 335 amino acids.